AUGUCGACAUUCAGCGCCAGCCGUCGUGGCCAGUCGUCCGUCAAUCUUUCGCAAUAUUUGAACGUUAUUUCGACCCAUGAGCCAUCGCUUGAGGAGACGCCGGUCGACGAUGAUCUCGCCAUGUUCACCAACACACAGUUUAUCGAUUGGGAUCAGGGUCAAACUCAGGGUCCGGCUCCAGUGAAGGACGUCGAGGCACGUGCGGCUAUACCCGGCGAAUCCGUUGUAGCGGACCUUGGCCUCGAUUUCAACAUCAACCCAGACGAGUUCAACAACUUUGACUUUGGCUUUCCGAGCCCUGCUGUAUCGUCAUUCCCGGACAACCUGGGCAACCUACAGCCACUACAGCCCAACCCGGGCUCAGUUUACCAGUCUGCCGGCACCCCUCAAAGUCAUUAUGGUGUUCCGCAUUCUCAGCCGGGAGAGAAACGGGACGCUGGUCCGCAUCGUCAGCUCAGCAUGGAGGACCAAUCCCGCUUGGCCGCCGAGGAGGACAAGCGAAGACGAAACACUGCCGCCAGUGCCCGUUUUCGAGUCAAGAAGAAGGCUCGCGAGGCUGCGCUGGAGACGACCAACAAGCAGCUCAACGACGAAGUUAGCCAGAUGAAAAACAGGAUUACACACCUGGAAACCGAAAAUAAAUGGCUGCGAGGACUCGUUAUGGAAAAGGCAGGUGGCAAAGAUUCCAAGUUCGACGCGAAACUAGCGGCAUUUUUAAAAUCCAUGGGCAAGGACUCGUCCGGCUCCGAUUCCGAAUCAGAGUCGGAAAAGGUAGCCAAGGCCGAAAGGAGGAAGAAAGGCGACACCGAGAAAGUCGAAUAA
Pseudomassariella vexata is the source of this 822-nucleotide messenger RNA. RefSeq lists its product as uncharacterized. Gene Ontology annotation, molecular function: DNA-binding transcription activator activity, RNA polymerase II-specific; RNA polymerase II transcription regulatory region sequence-specific DNA binding. The record is from RefSeq and is a predicted model, not a curated record. The transcript is spliced from 2 exons. NCBI's taxonomy places the organism in Eukaryota, Fungi, Ascomycota, Sordariomycetes, Amphisphaeriales, Pseudomassariaceae. Gene Ontology annotation, biological process: regulation of transcription by RNA polymerase II. Gene Ontology annotation, cellular component: nucleus. Bases 1 to 822 code for a protein of 273 amino acids.